Molecule: messenger RNA, 1439 nt
Organism: Artibeus jamaicensis (Jamaican fruit-eating bat)
Lineage: Eukaryota; Metazoa; Chordata; Mammalia; Chiroptera; Phyllostomidae
Product: leukocyte-associated immunoglobulin-like receptor 2
Exons: 5
Coding region: 101-718 (205 amino acids)
Source: RefSeq, a predicted model, not a curated record
UCCCGGAACACCCCUGACCCCACACUUCCUGAGCACUGUGCCGGCUGCAGGCUCCGCCCUUCACCCUCUACCUGCUGGUGGGGCAGGUGCAGGCCUGGCCAUGGGCCCCCGUGACAGCCCCCUCCUGGUCCUGGUGCUCUGCCUGGGCCAGACCGUCCACAUGCAGAACAGGGUCUUGCCCAAACCCUCCAUCAGGUCUGAGCCAGGCCCUGUGAUCCGCCGGGGACAGCCUGUGACCAUUGUGUGCCUGGGCCCUGCCUGGGCUGAGCUGUUCCGUUUGGUGGAUGAGAAUGUCAGAAAAGUCCUCCCAGAUCAGACAAACGUGUCUCAGCGUGGUCUUCACUGGGCACAGGCCACAUUCCACAUCAAGGCUGUGAGUGGGGACACUGCGGGGAGUUAUCGCUGCCUCUAUAACAAAGGGCCCAGCUGGUCUGAUCCCAGUGAGAUCCUGGAGCUGAAGGUGACAGAGGAGGAUGUCUCCACUCUUUUCUCAGUCCCAGGAACAGCCUCUGAAGUCACCCCCCCACCCACAGGACCAGUCUCCCAGACGGCCCCCUCCUCCCAGAAUUACACGGUGGGGAACUAUGUCUGCAUGGGCCUGGCUGGCGUGGUGUUGCUGAUCCUGGUGGGGAUUCUGGCAGAGGCUGCGCACAGCCGGCACAGGUGGCCACACAGACCACAGGAGUGGACACAACUGAGCUCCUGCCAGAGAAAUUAGACUCCAAACCCCCAGGAGGGUCCUUGCCCAAGGCCCCAGGCUCCCAAUGGAGCCCAAGAGACCCAGAAUCAUGUCCAUUCUGUGAAUUUGACAAUGCUCCAGGUGAGGCUGCCCCGUGCCUGGGACUCUGUCCUGGGAAGUGGCAGGAGCAGCAGGGACCUGCCUCCUGUGUGGUCCGUCUCCUUCCCCAGGGUUUGGCUCUGAGUCAGACACUCACCCCACUCACAGCCCAGCCCCACUGCUGCCCGGGUCUCCUCCCUUCUCUCCUGGGUCUCAGACAGGCCCCAGGUAUCUGCAGCCUCUGCCCCCCUCUUCCUCUCCUGGAGCCCUGCCUUCUCACCUGCUCUCUGGGGACCAGGCACAUGCUGCUCAAGACUUUUGUCUCACCCACACCUGUCACCUGUGGGACUGUGCCUGUUCUGGGCCCCGGCCCACCCACCUAUGUUCCUGGAGUGGUGUCUGCCUCCUGCAUCUGAAUCCUCACUUCCCACCUGACUUGGAUCUAAAGUCCAGGGAAGGGACUCAGCCGAAAAACCACAGUGAGGUAUCACUGCAGACUCCUCAGGACGACUCUGGCUGAAAUUAUUUUUAAAUGGUGGGCACUAGACUCACUGGGGGCGGGGGUCACUUCCUAAGGUAUGUAAAUGUCUAACCCCUGUGCUGUACACUUGGAACAGUACACUGUAGUCCACUGUAACUGAAGAAUAAUUAAACGUACUAA